UAUUGUGUCAGCUGAAGUUUCGUGUGCCUUUAUUCAAAUAUUUGUAUUUUUGUAACAAUGAUAGUAUUGUGUGACAGCCGUAUUUUUGAGUCUGUGUGAAAAGCGUAUAUAAAAUUAUUUUUUGUAAAUAGUGUCUUCACGUUAAUCAAGUAAAAUAUAAGUUAUUUGUCUAUUACUCGUUAAGAUUACUUCACUGUAUAAUGUAUUAACUAUUUUGUUCAGUGGCAACUGGUGUUAAAGGUUUGGGCUAAGUUAGUUAGUAUCUGAUAAAGUAAGUUAAGAAUAGGAGGGCUUUCUUCUGUUGGUAGUCUUAGUAUUACUGUUACAGUGUUAGUGACAUUAGGUUACUUGUCGAAACCUGUAAAGUAGUAGACUUCUUUUUCGUUAUUUUCUACGUGUGCGCAGCUAUUACUAUAGUAUUACUAGUACGUUUGUUUUUAGUUUAAAAGUUAAAACUGAUUAACUAAAAGUGGUACGUGAGCGUACGGUUUGGUAUAACAACGCUAAGUUUACUUUAGCCUUAGCACGUUAGUUUUAGCUAAUUUUUAUAACAAGUUUUGAGUUAAUUCAACAUAGGCUAUGAGCAAUUGAGUGGCUAAUGCAAGCAUUUCUUGUCUAUAUUAUUAACACAAUUGAGAAAUAUUAUGGCAGUGGUUCAGCAAUCCAUGAGACUACUACAUAGCAAUAUUAUUAAAGAAAUUGAACAACAACAGUUGCUAUCGGGAGGUGACAAAAAUAGAGUGCCCAUUUGUUAUGAAACAAGUCGACCAUCCUCAAGAGGUCCUGUAAAAAGUAGCAUGAUUCCAAAACCACUUCCUGAAUACCAGUAUACAAAAAAGGAACUACUUCAAAUUUCAAAGUUCCCUCUAGCCAAGAAGAGACCUGAAUGCUUGGACCCUGAGUUUAACAAUUCUUUUGGAUUAUGGAAUCCCUUGAAUUGGUCCUCUACUAUACGUCAUUACGAACAGUCUCUUAGAGAAGUCCUGAGACUAAAAUGUGAAAAAUCUUGUAAUACUGGUGUAUUCUAUAGAAGAAGAACACCAGCCCCUAAACAGCGUAUACUAAAUCCACAGAGAAAAGGUUUUGGAGCCAGUUGUCGUGUAUCUCAGCAGGUUUCGUUAUCUAAAAGAUCUGGAAGUCCACUUGAACCAAAAGAAUCACUAACUACCAUUCCCCCUAAAUCAAGUAGAAGAACAGGGAGUGUUAGAGAAGUAGCACAUGACAAAGAUCAAUGGGGUAGAGACAAGGACCUACAUGAAAAAGACUACAGAUACAACAAAUAUAUUGGAGAAAGAGGAUACAGCUUUGACCAAGAUAAUAAAGAAAAUGAAAGUCUAUAUUCUAGUCAGUAUGGCCAAUUCGGUGAACAUGGAGAAAGAUUUGGAAGAGGUCGAUCAGAUGGUUACGUUCCAGAAGAAGAGCCUGAGUGGUUUGUAGAAGGGCCAGCCAGCCAGUCAGAAACAGUUGAACUGGUAGGAAUGGAUGAGUUUAAACAAGAGAAAAAAAACAAAGAAGGAAGGCAAUCUAAGGAUAGUCCAGAAAUGAUGGUAACUGAAGAAGUUCAGAGAGAAAGUGAAACUGUUGAAGUAAAGACAGAGGAGGAAUCAGAGUCAAAACAAACAUCUCCCAGCUUUGAUAUCAAUGAACUUUUCAAGAGUGAUUUUCUUUCAAAACUGAUUCCAAAUGGUAUUUUAGAUGAGCCAUUAGUCAGCCAGGGUGUUGCAAGUAGCCGGUUCAGCCAGUGGUUUCAGAGAGACAGUCCAGCCCACAUCAGUCUUGGCUCUUGUUCAAAUAGUCGAAGAUCAUCUUUUCAGGAUGAAUUAGUGGCACAUGUAUUGUGUGAUGCUUUAGGCAUAAGAGAUUCAGUAUCUCCCACAUCAUUAAAACCACUUCAUGGAGAAGACAGUUUUCCUUCUGUUAGCCCUGUGCUUCCACAAAACUAUGGUCAAGAAAGAUUCAUCCAUCAACAGUUGCAACAGGAUGGGAAUAAGAGCAUCCUAGAACUUCUUCAAGUUGCCAGUAUAAAUUUGGGGUCAUAUUUGAAUGGAGAAUCGGAUAAGGUGAAGGAAUAUGAAAAAAUGAGAAAUGUUGAAGAACUAGAAGCUGAUCUCAAGAAGCUUGUGUUUGGACAGAACAGAGAGGAAGAGCAAGGAAACAAUGCUUUAAACAAACUGUUAAAUCAGAUAAUACAAGACAGAGAAUCACCCAUAAUGAUGAACAUUUCUCAGAUGGAGAAAAUGCAGGCUUGUGGAAGUGAUUUAUUGAGCAACUUGAUGAGAGGGGAUACUCCCACUCCCCCAUUACUUCCUAAUGUUACACCAGCGAUAACACCGAGUCAUAUCCCAUCUUCUACAUCCCCACAGCUGCCUUUGGUGGAGUGUGGAGACUUGAUGAGUCUCCUUAAGGGAGGAACCAGUCAUUCAGACAUGCAGAAUGCUCAAGCUUUAAUUGAUGAGAAACAGCAGACAGAGUUUCUGUCAAGUUUACAAAAAAAUCCUCCUCAGCAGCAGCCUCAAAGGUCUCAUGUACAGAGCCUUGAAAUUCCAACAGUGUCCAGUGGACUUGGUCCAGAUCAGUCUUCUUUACCAUAUACAGGCCAGGGCCACAUUUCUCCUAUUGUAUUUGGGCAGCAGCCACCUUUGAGUCAUGCUCCAGCUCCCAUCCAUCCACCACAGUUAUCUCGGAACACGAGCACCCUACUAGUGCAGCCUGCUCCUGUUUUGCCUCGUGUACCCUCACCCCAAGAACUUGCUGUCCACACUCAGUCGAUUCUGCAGAAUGCUCUCAUCAAAAGAAAGCUAGAAGAACAGAAGAAAAACUUUAUACAACAACAAAAGGCUCAAGGGAAAUCUUCCACAAGUGUCUCCUCUGUGAUGAAUAAACCUGCUACUGUUAGAGGCACUUUGCCAAAGAGACCAAGUCCUACAAUGGCAGCCUUCACUCCAACCUCAGUGAUGAGAAAAAUGCAAACUGAAAAGAAUGAAAAGGGAAGAGGAUCUGUCAAAAAAACAACCCAGCCAGAUGCAGACACCACUAAAAGAAAUAAUACAGGCCCUGGCAUCACUUCAGUACCUACUGUGACAGUGAACAGUGACACAACAGAACCAGGGCUCUGUCCAACACAAGUGCAGGGAAACAACAUUGCAAAUGGUGGUGAAUGCCCCAAACAGCAACAGAAACCUACGAAAGGUGGAGUUACAACCAGUAAUCACACAAUACCUGGGCCUGGCCGACCUAUUGUAAAAGGAUCCACAGGUCAGGGUACAGCAGGUGACCAUUUUGGUCGAGGAGGGGGCAGAACUGUAGCUCAAGAAUCUGCAGCUAAACUGAUUGAACAGCAAUGCAUACUUCAGCGACAACAAGCACAAGCAUUUCUAGCUGUCCAGCGACAACUAAACACCUCUUUAAUGCCUCCUACAACAUUUGGAAUGGGACCUACUGGAUUGAAUGCUAGUUUGGUGAGACCUGGAAGUUUUGGUCUUGGACCUAACUUGAAUUUAAUUUUGCUUCGUAAUAUUGUCCAGAAUAGCUUGAACAACCCUAACAAUCGAGGUCCAUGGUCCUUGAACUACCUUGCCUAUCUUUUGGCUCUCCAGCAACAAAGAGGACUAGAUAUCAGACAGUUGCAAGCCCUAGCACAUGCUCGAGGAAUACACCCACUGAGCUAUCAGCAACUCCAACUUCUUCAUUCUUGGAAUCAAGCAGCAAUGGUCAGUGGCACUCCUAACAUGAACCCCAUGUCAACUGGAGGUUGCUAUGGUAAUCUUGCUAGUUCAGGAAGACCAGGUCUUAUUCCUAUUCAAGGGCCAUCAAACCAGCAGUCUCCUGUGAACUUGGCAAAAUGGUUUGGAAGUGAUGUCUUGAAACAGAAAAUGCCUGAUAUGCCACCAGUUUUCCAACAAAGAGCUUAUUUAGCUGAAGAAUUAGAAAGACAGCAGCUAGCUGCUACUAUUAAAUAUUAAGUUCCUGAAAUUAUUGAAUAAAGCUGCUUUUUUGGAGCUCAAGAAAUAAAUCCAGUCCUUAUAAAUUCUCUCAACUGAAUGUAUCACUUUUUCACAUUUCCAAACAUUUGUUUAUCAGUAGCACCAGAAGUUGCAAAUUUUUGCUGUGAAUCUUCACCUAGGUUAUUUUUCAUGAAUUUUUCCAACUGUAUAGGCAAUAGCACCAGAUAAGAGAUAUUUGGUAUGAAACUGUCUUCACCUACAUAGCUUUUCUUUGAACUCUCACAAAUACAAAUAUUUGAUGUGAAUCUUUCACUUAGAUUACUGUUCUUGAUUUUCUUUGUUAAUUUAAGUAUUAUUAGUAACAGUGGAAGAUAUGUGGUGAUUCAUUGUUUGUAUUAAUUUUCCUGAACAGAGUGAUACCAGUAUUAGUUCUAUUCAGUUUUUCCCAACCUGAAUGUUAUCACCAACUCCACUAAUAAUGGAUAUUCUACGUGUACUUGUCAUCUAUAGUAAUUUUAUUAAAUUCUUCCAACUUAGUGUUAUGAUGUUAAAGAAUAACAUGUUCUGGGUGGAUCUGUCAACUAUAUUAGUUUCAUUGAAGUUUCUAUUUAUUUAUUGCUAACACCAGGAGUAAUGGAAUGUGUGUUUGCUCAUCAUUUGCAUUAAUUUUAUUGUAAUUUCCAAACUAAAUUGUUAUCAUGAUAUCCAGGAAUAAGAUGUUCUUUGUGGAUCCAUCAUCUGUAUUAGUUUUAUUGAACUUCAAAAUCUAAAUGUUAUCACUAACAUAAUAAAUAAAAUUGUGUGCAUGAGUAUCUAAUUUUGUUUUAUUGAACUUUCUCAACCUCAAUAUAAUCACAAAACUCCAGGAAUAAUAGAUUUUCUCUGUGAAAUAGUUAUCCGCAUUACUUUUAUUUAAUAUUUCCAUUUUAAGUUUUAAUAUCGGCACCAAAAACUUUUGGUGUCUGUGAUCUUCAAACCAACUUCUCUUUUGUAAAAUAUAUUCAUGUUACCUCACAACAGCGUUGUCUGUAUCUGAAACAGUAAAUUGUGACUAUUAGUUUUAUCUGUUUUGUUCACACUUUGAAUUCUAACAUUAACAAGGUAUUUGUGGCUAAUAUAGUGAAUUUUGUCUGUGAAAUGAAAAAUAUUCAUAUCAUCUCUUAAAAUCUUCUAUUGUUUGUUAUUUUGUGUUCAAACAUUGAACCUUAAGGCUGUGAUACAAUUAGUGAUUGUUUUUUAAUGUGUGUUUGCAUGAUCAGUUUUUGUGGUUAAAUAUAAGGUGAUAAAAAAUAAAGUACUCUAAUUACACUGAUACAUAAAAAGUGAGGACUAGAGUGGUUUCUUUACUUGUUUAGUUUCAGUUUUAUGCCUUUAAAGUUGAUAAGGCUUGUCUUUGUUUACUAGAAGUGUAUUGUACAGACAAAAUUGUGUGAAAUAAAAAGAAUGCAAAAAUGUUAAGUAAAUCAAAAGUUCUAUUUUUAUGAUAAGAGUGUACAUUAAGUAAGUUUGUAAAAACUGUUAAGUUUCAUGUUUAGUUUGUAAUAAUUAUAACUUAAAUUGUUGUACUGUGUGUAUUGUUUAAUAUCUAAAUAAUAAGUUGUUUUUUUUAUUGUUUGUGAGUGUUUAUUUUUUGCUGUGAAUUUUUUGUUACUUUUGAAGUGUUUUAUCUUGAAUUGUGUAGGAGGUGGUGUGCUAGUUAGAGUAACACUUCAUGGAAUAAGAUGUUUCAUGGAGAGUCUUAUAGCACCACAGAAAGAUUCCCUUAAGGAACACUGUCUGGUGUGAAGAUUUUUGCCUUAGUAGGAUAUAGGUUUCAAGAAAAUACAGUAUGCAUAUAUAUGUGUGUAAUUUAAAUAAAUACUUCCUAAUGUACAAAUAUAUAUAUUUGGUUAAACAAAUUAUAAUAAUGUUGAUCUCCCAAGAUUAGGCUUAGGUGCUGGAAAGAAGAUUAAGAAAUCUUAUAUAAAAAGUACUUUAAUCUAGGUUCUUGUUUGUUUUUUUUUCAUGUAUCUCUGUAACAAAAUAGAAAAACUAUUGGUUCUCAUUUCUUCCAAUGUUAGGGUGUAUGUUUCCCAAAUAUUCUGACGAAGUAUGUCAGCACUUAUAACCUUAAAUCUGAAUAUUUAAUUAGUUACAUGGCUAUUAACAUUGGUGUGGGCUUUUUUUUCUUAAUCCCUCAGAAAAUUUUGUAAAUGCGUAUUUUUUCUUCAACUCUAUGAAUGAAAAUUAUGAAAAGUAUAAAUGUUUAUAAAGUACCUACUGUGCAUUCUUGCGUUUUAUAAAGUAUUUUCUGUGUAUAUAUAAUUUCGGUUUAUAAAAUUCUUAAUUUUUUUUUCGUGAUUCCAUGUUGUCAAUGAAGAUAAAGUUUAGUUUAAAACGCUGUUUGAUGUAAAAUUUUCGUUCUUCUCAAAGGUCCGGGAAGAGUACUUCUAAACUCUUAAGUGACUUUUUCCUACUUGGGUGUGUAGAUAUUCUGAUGUAAUUUACUAUUCAGGUGAAUGGUUGUUCAGAUUUAUUUUAAUAUUCUCACCUUAGGUAUUUCAUUCUUUGAACAAUAGAAUUUUUCUUAUUAAAUAACCUCGUUCAACAAAAUAACUUGCAGAACAUUUAAAGCUUUUAUGUAAUCUCAUAAGUAGAUAACUUUAUGCUUGUCACCUAGAUUAUUAAAUUUUUUUAAAUCUUAUCUAAUAAAUAUUAACAACACAGAUUAUCACAUUUGCAUAGGGAGAUUAUCAUUUGUAUAAAUGUUUAAUGUGUUAUCACACCAUAAAAAAAACUUUCAUAAACUCGUCAUGAAAUAUCAACAGUAAAAAAACGACUACUUAACUUUAUGGUUGCAUCUUCUAUUCGUUUGAGCCAACUACUAUUUUUAAGUGAUAUUUUACUAGAUUUUCUUUGUUUUUGUAUAUUUUGUUGUUUAUCAAGAACAUCCAGCCAAUAUUUUGUAUUGAUAAUUUUUCUUUGUGAUUCAAUAAAAAUCACUGUC
Messenger RNA from Limulus polyphemus (Atlantic horseshoe crab), 6930 nucleotides. Its product is annotated as eukaryotic translation initiation factor 4E transporter-like. Bases 645 to 3962 code for a protein of 1105 amino acids. The record is from RefSeq and is a predicted model, not a curated record. Lineage: Eukaryota; Metazoa; Arthropoda; Merostomata; Xiphosura; Limulidae. Gene Ontology annotation, molecular function: mRNA binding. Gene Ontology annotation, cellular component: nucleus; cytoplasm. Gene Ontology annotation, biological process: negative regulation of translation. The transcript has 21 exons.